AUGCCAGAAGCAGCCCACCACCUUCCAGAACAAGAAGCACAUGCUUCUCAAAUGGGCAAGGAGACUCUCCCCUGCUACUACCACAGCAUCGACCUGGGCUUCAAAACCCACCAAAGAGAAAAAUACCCUUUCACUGGUAAUGGGUCUAUUUGUGGUCGCAUCCUGUCAGGUGCAGUUACUGAGAUGAAUAUGCAGCGUACCAUUGUCAUCCACAGGGAUUACUUGCAUUACAUCCGCAAGUACAACCGUUUUGAGAAGCGCCACAAGAACAUGUCUGUGCACCUGUCCCCCUGCUUCAGAGCUGUCCAAAUUGGGGAUAUUGUGACCGUUGGAGAAUGUCAAACUCAUCAGCCAGGUUACUGAUUCAACAUCCUCAAAGUCAUAAAGGCGGCUGGCACUAAGAAGCUGUUCCAGAAGUUUUAAAGGCAGCAAAUGGAAAAUGUUCAGAAUGAAUAAAACUUUUCUUAAA
This is a messenger RNA of Alligator mississippiensis (American alligator), 469 nucleotides long. Its product is annotated as small ribosomal subunit protein uS17-like. Gene Ontology annotation, biological process: translation. The transcript is spliced from 4 exons. Lineage: Eukaryota; Metazoa; Chordata; Crocodylia; Alligatoridae. The record is from RefSeq and is a predicted model, not a curated record. Gene Ontology annotation, cellular component: ribosome; cytosolic small ribosomal subunit. Gene Ontology annotation, molecular function: structural constituent of ribosome. Bases 1 to 363 code for a protein of 120 amino acids.